Molecule: messenger RNA, 897 nt
Organism: Mitosporidium daphniae
Lineage: Eukaryota; Fungi; Microsporidia
Exons: 2
Coding region: 1-897 (298 amino acids)
Biological process (GO): tRNA wobble uridine modification
Cellular component (GO): elongator holoenzyme complex
Molecular function (GO): protein binding
Source: RefSeq, a predicted model, not a curated record
AUGGCUCAGUAUGAAAAUGCUCAAGUUUCGGCCCUCGGGUUGACAGCCAAACAGUAUUCCGCCUCUUCAGAGCUAUUUUCCACAGACCUUACGGCUCUUCCUACAGAGGCGGUCCUUGCCACGUCGACCAUUUGGCCUGAAAUCAACCGCCUAUAUGGGCAUCCAUACGAAAUAUAUUCGAUUGCUGUUUCGCCAUGUGGAAAUAUCCUAGCAACUGCUUGCAAGUCGACCUCGGUAGAAUAUGCCGGCAUUCGCCUGUAUGUGCGGAGUGAAGGGUGUGACAACUGGAAACAGAUCAGCGCAUCUCCUUUGCUUGGACAUUCUCUCACCAUAACACAGAUGGCCUUUAGCGCCGAUUCCCGCUACUUGCUGUCCCUUUCCAGGGACAGGUCCUGGAUGAUACAUGAUGUUUGUUCCCAAAACCAUGAAAUCAUACCCAAGUUGGUGGCAUGCAGGAAGAAUGCGCAUGCCCGGAUUAUUUGGUCUGGCUGCUUUUUGUCCUCCUGUGGUGGUUCGCUAUUAAUUGCAACAGCCUCCCGAGACAAGUCCGUAAAGGUUUGGGAGAUUGCUACAGAACAGACCACAACAAGCUCGGAAGCAUCUGUUUCGCUGCUGGCAAGUUAUUCUUCUCCAACAUCUGUGCCAAUGUCGAUUUGCUCGAUUUCUUCGAGCCACAUGGUAGCGGGCUAUGAGGAUGGCUCAAUCAAUAUAUUAUCCGUGAAAGAAAAGAGCUGUAUCAGAAGCAUUUCUAUGGAGCUUUGGGGGGGCGGGCAUUCUGGGCCAAUCACGGCUCUUGCUUGCUGGAGCACCGCCGAAGGCUUGUUGGUUGCAUCUGGCAGCGAAGACACUACCGUCCGCAUACAUCGGUUGGUACAUUUUACCUGCGAUGAUAUUUAA